This is a messenger RNA of Coregonus sp. 'balchen', 15366 nucleotides long. NCBI's taxonomy places the organism in Eukaryota, Metazoa, Chordata, Actinopteri, Salmoniformes, Salmonidae. The record is from the annotation of a GenBank genome assembly.
AUGCAGCUGUUGAGCGGUAGCUGUCAUGACUGUGUUGAGGUGCAGGGCAGUCAGAGCUGUAAUGUCUGGUUCUGUCUCCUCACCCGUCUAGGUGACCUUGCCUACCUGGUGUUUUGUUCUAAUGUCUGCCAGUGGGAGGGACAGGGGGACGGGUGUGUGUUACAAGCAGCUACCUCCGCACUGGACACCCCAGGGAGGGAGGGAUGGAGGGAUGCAAAAGAACAAGUGUAUAACCUGACCAUUUCUCUGUUUUUCCUUUUCAAAUUUUCUCUAUUUUGCCUCCCCCCUCCCUUUUUAAAUGUAACUGCCUCAGAGUAAGACAAUCCUUUCUCUCUCUGUGUCUUUCUGCCCCUGGCGAAGGCAGAUCUCCAUUUUGAAUCAACAUUCUGAGAAGGAAAAGGAUGAGGUCGUGUAGCCUACUGUGUGUGUGUGUAUUUGAUCAGGUGUAUGACAGAAGACGUUUGUGUGAGUGUGUGUUUGUCUUUCUCUGUGUGAGUGAGUGUGGAGGUGUUCAUGUUUAAUCUCCUGGUACAACUCCCUGUGAGAUAGCUUUCAUGCAGUCAAACCACUAGUAUUAAAGGGAAGUUAAGUGGUUCCAUGGAGAAUGCUGUAUGACGCUGACUCUGAUAGUAUUGUCAGGUAGAGGUUCUAAUGAAAUCUAUACAGCGACUACGUCUUUGUGUGUGUGAAUGUGUGUGUGCGUUGGUAUGUGUGUGUGUUUGAAUGUGUGUCAGCGUGCACGUUUCCUUGUGUGUAUGAAGGGAGUGGACAGAGAGUGGGAAGAGAAGUCUCACCCUCUUCUCUUAAACGGCUCGUACGCAAAUACACAGUCAUACAGUCACACAGUCAUACACACAAAAACAAUGGUAGGCAGCGACUGUUUGCUCAAUCCUGACUAUCCAAACAAGGGACAAACUGAGCAAGGAGAUAAGGAUGUAGAGGGAGAGCGAGAGAUAGUGAUCUGAUGUCCAGCUCUUUGUGCAGUAGUGUUUUCAUUAUGCUCAUGACGCCCUCCGCACCAGCCACAGGCUUUAGCCAUGCUAGAUCAGCCAUGGAGAUAAACACCUCAACACUUACUUCCCUGGCCCGUCAACUCACACACACACACACACACACACACACACACACACACACACACACACACACACACACACACACACACACACACACACACACACACACACACACACACACACACACACACACACACACACACACACACACAAAAUAAUUGUUCCAUAUAUCUCUCAGCUCUACAAUCACAUCUCCAUUUUCCAUUCCUCAGCCCUGAAGCCACUGUAGGCCUCUCUCAUUCACUCUCUCCCUAGCUCAUUCUCUCUCUUUCUCUCUGUCUUGACCCCUCCUCUGUAAGAUUAUGAUGAUAGGGCAGAUGGUACUAGACUAGCUACAUCCAUACAUUUAGUCUCCCAUCAGCUCUGUCUCUCUCUGGGCUCUCACCGCUGAGCAGCGCCCCAAGGGACACACAACACUCACUCGCCCUAGAUAAGCACACUGGCUGUGUGUGCAUGCAACUGUGCACAUGGGGUGUUUGUGUGUGUGAGAGACAGAGAUAGAGAAAAAUUGAUAUUACAGAUGUAGGAUCUUAAUUUGAUCACUCUGUUGCAGGAGAACUUCCUGCAAUGCAGGAAAUGUUAAACUUUUAGUUUAUUUGAAGUUUAAAAAGUAUUCUAUAGUUAGCAAUUUCCACUUACACUUGAUUUUCCCUACAGAAAUGUUCAUUACUUAUAAUCCACAUAAUAAUUCACAUUUCGUGUUUCCUGCUGUAUCAAACUGGCUCAAAUUAAGAUCAUACAUCUGUAUAUGAUUGUGUGUGUGUGUGUUUCAGAAAUAGUUGUAUAGUUAGCCUGAAAAUAAGGAUUGCUCUGCAGGUUUCACUGUUAGUAUUACUUAUAACGAUCUGUUAAUUAGAAUAUACUCUGAGUACAAUGGCUGCCACCAUUCCCCUGUGUACAAGUUCCUCAAGUUUGCUCAUGCUUUUGUUGUCAGGGAAAAUGUGUGUGUGUGUGUGUAUAUGUGUGUGUUCCCCUCCCUGAAGAGAGAAGUGCUGUAUUUUAGGCUUUAUAUUUAGGCAUUAUAAUCAAGUUUUAUAAUCACCCUUGAUGGCCUAGUCUCAGCUCCUCAUGCACUCUCUGAGGGGUCAGAGGUGACUGAAGAGACUGGGCCCUCUGCCAGCACACUCCAGCACACAACCCAAGGAGCUGAGGAGGGAGGGAGAGACAUGGAGAGGGCGGGAGAGAGAGAAAUGAAAGCAAAAGCGACCCCUGAGGACUGUGUGUGUCCCUCUCUAGCUCCCCAUAUAGAACCCAUAUAGACCCAACAGUAGGGUGAAAGUAUUGUGACCCCCCUCCAGAGGUUAACACAACACUGUGUCAGAUAGACCCAAGCCAAUGGAUAAGAUUACAAAUACAAUAGUACUCAGAUAAAAAAACAAGUCAUCCUCAGCAUUUAAGCCUAUUCUGUACAUCGUUAUAGCUAUUCACAUUCAACUAUAUUUUUAUCUUUGCUAUACCGCUCUCAUACCACCCCAGUAUUUUGGAUAGAACCUGUUGUGCUUCAAGGAUAACAUUGGAAAACAUUUCCUUUCUCAUUCAAGCACGGGGCAGAUUAGUUAACACCAUGAAGCACCUCUGACUGUGUGCAGAGAGAACAGGAGAGGAAAGGCUGGCAGGGAAUGCUGCAGGGGCUCUCCACUAAGCUUCUACACUUUCAUGUUUUGCAUUUAGGGGGAAUUUACCUCAGAGGGUAGGGGAAUGAAACUACACCACUAAAAGUAGGCCUGGGAACAGGCCUCUAGGCAUAGUAUGUGCGUGGUGUGAAUGUUUGUGUGAAAAGUUGUAGAACAUUAUCAUAGAACAUCUUGUCUUAUUUAAGCAAGAUUUUCCUAAUUUGUACAUGGGGACGUUCGGUAUCGCCAACAUCUCCCUGAUAGUGUGUAGGAGCCUUAUCUCUGUCUCCUCGUCCUUUGUCUGUGUAAUUACCCGUUCCCUCCAUCGUGGCCAGAUUGGUGUUAAACACUUCUUUGACUUUGUCCUGAAAUAUUGGGGUCACUUCUGCCGAAACAACUGCUAUACCCUGUCAUUAUCUUUCAUCAUCGCUUGGAUUGAUGAAGCUAAUUAGUAAUUAACUCAUCAAUAAUUAAACUGAUUUUUCCUUUUUUGGAAAGGGAACAUUAAUUAAUGUGCACAAAUACUGAAUACCUAAUGAAUUAGAAUGAGAGGUCAAUUGUUGACCGUAUCUAACCUGCUUUCCCUCUUUCCUCCUGUCUCCCUCUCUCCCUCUCUUCACCCCUCUCCUUCCCUCUCCCAUUUCUUUCUCUCCAGAUUCGUGCCAGGGCAGGGCCUGGUGUUGUACCCUCAGAUCGGGGAUAAGUUGGACAUAGUGUGCCCGCGGGUGGACGGAGGGGUGCGUGAUGGGGUGGAGUAUUACAAGAUCCACAUGGUUCCCAGGGAGCAGCUGGAGAGCUGCACCAUCACCAAGGCUGACACACCACUGCUCAACUGUGACAAGCCUGACCAGGAUGUCAAGUUCACCCUCAAGUUUCAGGAGUUCAGCCCCAACCUGUGGGGCCUGGAGUUCUUCAGAGGGAAAGACUACUACAUCAUCUGUAAGUGCCUCAUAGUAACACAUAUAUAAGCACGUUUACUGUUCUGUUUUUAUUGUGUGCACUCACUGCUGAUUGAUAGCCAAUCACACUUAGGUAUUGCUGUCCUAGGCAAAGAUGACAGAUUUUUGGUUUCCAGUUCUUGUGCGGUCAUGGCUAGGGUGUCUUGCUACUAGGGUGUCUUCAUACUUUGUGAUGCUUUGACAGCCCCCUGGUUUUAAAGGAUGGGUGUUGGACUGAACCAUCUGUGGUGUGCUGACGGGGGGUGGUGAGGACAACACCAUCUGGGUGGCUCUGCCACUGCCAUCUGUGAGCUGUCAGACCAGGGGAGGGCCCUCUUUCUGACUGACUGGAGAGGAGGAGAGGAUGGAAGAGAAGGAAAGGAGAGCUAGCAUUUAUAAGUUGAACCAAUAGGAACUGUUUCUCAGUCAGCUUAGUAAAUAGAGUGCUCUAAGUUUGCAAAUCGAACACAUUUUUAUGCAAGCUAGCCAUGUCACUAGCCUGUAGGGGGUGCUAGUAAAUAUAGUUUUAGUGUUGAGCUACCCUUCAGACAUCUACACAUGCAAAGGGAGUGUUAGGUAAACAGACACAGUUUAAUAUGUUAUGCCAGGGUCACAGACACAUGGUUUGUGUUCUCUAACAGCAGGCUAGGCUUUGAACGUCUCACCUCUGACACGCUGUUACAUUAAAAUGAACUGUAAAGGACCUGAUCACACACACACACACACACACACACACACACACACACACACACACACACACACACACACACACACACACACAGAGAGAGAGUACCAGACACUGUCAACAAAGCCCCCUCUAUCUAUCCCUCUCUCUAUCGCACACAAACUCUCUCAGUUCAAAGUUGAAAUUGACACACUCACACCAUUUCUCCUCUCAAACACUAGCACACUCAAUCAGGCCUACAAGCCGAUUAGAUUAGAGGGCGUGGCGCGAUAGAGAGAGAGAGAUAGAGAGAGAGAGAGAGAGAGAGAGAGGAGAGAGGAGAGAGAGAAGAGAUAGAUGAUGAGAUAGAGCGAUCUCAGUAGCUACUGAUAUAUCGAUGCUAUAGACGAGUCUGCUAGCCCUAUCGCUCCGUACUCUCGAUCUCUAUCUCUUUCUGUCUUCUUUCUUCUUUCUUGUUUUUCUUUCUUUCUGUCUCUCUCUCUCUCUCUCCUCCUUUUUCGGCUUUCCCUCCUCUUUUUUUGUGUGUUUGUUGUUUUUCUCGCUCGCUCGCGUUCGCUGGUCUGUUCUGUCUUCCCGCCCUGUUUUGUGUGUGUGUGUUCCGCGCGCUCGCCGCGGGCGUGUAUUGGCGGUGCGUUCUCCCGCCCUGCUUUGUUUGUGUGUGUGUGUGUGCACCGCCGCAGCGCGCGCGCUCUUGCUGCUCGUCUCUGCGCGCGCUCGUCGGCCGAGCGGACCGCGCGAGCUGCUCGAGAGUUCCAUUCAAACUUUAUUUUAAGAAAAGGAAGAAAAUCCAAUUUUGCAGCACUUGCAGAUUCAUGGUGCCCUCCCAUGCCCAUCCCUCCCACCUCUCCUGUUCUUAAAAAAAAAACCCAGAUGCUAAUGUAUAGCCGGGAGAGAAAGGGGCCAUUUCUCCAGCCGAGCAUGGGUUCACAUAGCUGUUAAUUGCCUCUUGUUCAGUAGCAUGGUAGCUAGCUAGAGGCUUGCAGCUGGAAAAGCAAGAAGGCAAGGCAGAACUGCACUGCAGCAUGUAUACACAUACAGUAGGUAGAUAACACAGCCUCCGCUUCACAUGCCCUAGCACCGGGGCUAGAGAAGAACAAGGACAGAGGGAGGGAGGGAUGGAGGGAAGAAGGAGAGUAGGUUUGUGUUUGCUAAAUGUGGUUAUAUGAAUGAGUUCUGCUGUGAAUGUGCCUUUGUCUAUUUGGUGUGAGAUCUGAAAUAGAGAAAGGCUAUUUCAGACAAAUUUUUUUAUGACUACGUGUGACUGUGUGUUUGUGUAUUUUGUGUGUGUGUGUGUGUAUGUGCGUAAGUUCUUCAGUAAAAAUGCAUCGAGCUGUGACCAAUUCCGCCUCUGAAAAAUGGGACCGUGUGUGUGACUGUAUGUUUGUGUAUUUUGCGUGUGUGUGUGGCAUAAGUUGUGCAGUUAAAACGCAUCGAACUGUGACCAAUUCUGCCUCGGAAAAGUUCACUUGGGAUUUUCAUUGGGUUUUUGGUGGUGAGCGGCACUCAAUAAGUAAUUAAUUAAAGAGUGUUUAAUCCUGAUUUCUGCUUUUAAUCAGUUUGGCCCACAUCAAUGGAAUCUCUGAAUCAACCAAAUGGAUUAGCUCUGCCUAGCUGUGUUUAGCUCAGACACAGACUCAAGGGGAGCGUCCCUCCAGGCACUAUUCAAACAACUGUGACAUUAGCUCUUCGAUUUGUGUCUCACACAAUGUAUUGGAUUUAAACACAUCACAACCCGCCUCUCGUAAACUAAAUGUGACCCACUCUUAUUGAGUACAGAUACAUGCAGACGAUAAUACGAUUAUUGUGGAUAGUCAGAUUAAUAUAAUAGUUUGUUUAAAACGUUUACAUGCUUUGCAAGAAGAACGAUUUCCCUACUAAUCCUAUUUACAUGGACACAUCUGAAAUCAGGCUACCUGAUGGGACUUAAAUAGAUGCAGAAAAUCACCAAUCAAAAUAAACGUUCUACCACAGCGACCAGGUUAUUUUUGUGAAGCCUAUUUGAUUCUGAGUUCGGACAUUUGUAAAUUUGUAUGUGAAAAUUAUUUUCUACGAUGCAUACUUACAGUUUUUACAAACUCACUUCACUCGCGCAUAAGAGGGAGGAUUGCGCUACCGGUGCUGGCACAGAUCAAAUCAAAUACACCGCUUGAAUGCCGAUUAAGCUGUUUACAUGUCUUAAUAAUUCAAAGGAUUUCUCAGAAAACCAGAUGUUUUAAUCGACGUAUGCUUACUUCGAUUAUGACCUUAUACCGAUUAAGAUAAGCAGUGUAAGGUGUUUACAUGACUAAUGCCAUACUCGGCCUUCUGCCAUAAUCAGUUUAAUAUCGACAUUUUUUGUGCAGGUAAACAUACUCAUUGUUAGUUGUUGGUUGUCAGUGUAGUUGUGCAUUCUCAGCCAGGUCACACCAGAUCCACUGCAGUAUUAGAUGUUUGUUCAGGUCCCCAUGAUGUCGGGAGAUGCCUUUUGCAUGCAUACAAUUUCAGUACCGUCCACUAGGGGAGUUUUUAACCCUAUCAUAAACCUUAAAGGAAAACUCCACCCACAAACUAUCUUUUGGUAUUUGUUUCAUUAGUCCAUUGUUGAUAUAGUCCCAAAAUGUUUUGCAUGUCAGCAAUCAAGUUUUAAAGAUAUGUAACUUUCAAAAUACAGAAAUCCGGGUCGUAUGAUGCAUUUUGCAACAUAUGAAGCAAAAUGCAUCAUAUGUGCCAGAUUUCUGUAUUUUGAAAGUUACAUUGUUACACUAUGUGUGUAUUUGCUUUACUCUGGGUGUGUGUUUGUGUGGGUUGUGUUUUUCCUUCUGGAGUGUGCACUGUUUUCUCUCUGUGUGUGCACUCUGUUUUCUUUCCCUAUCUCUGUGUUUGUAUGUGUGCAUGGAUGCCUUUUAGAGCAGCAUACUUUCAAAGAGCUGGGCCACAAUGCUGCUCCAGUUGGAGGCAGAUGAGUUUGAUGUGAUUGUUGUAGGCAGCAUGGCCUGCAGCUGGGAACUUAGUGAGCAAGAUGAUUACAUGAGCUAAAUAGGGAGGGGAGGAGGGAGGGAGGGAGGGGGGUUGAGACAGAGAGAGACAGAGAGCAAGGGAGAGACAGAAAAUGUAACUGAAUUUAUGGAGCGAACAGCCGACAUGGCUGCAUGGGGGAAUUCCAUUAAGAUUUUAAUCACCUAUUUGUCAGUCAAAAUAGAAAAUAGAUCAAAACUAUUCUCAGUCUCUAUUAUACUGUCGGUAGCUGGCAUGCACUGAGGGUGGAGCGAACAGCCGACAUGGCUGCAUGGGGGAAUUCCAUUAAGAUUUUAAUAACCUAUUUGUCAGUCAAAAUAGAAAAUAGAUUAAAACUAUUCUCAGUCUCUAUUAUACUGUUGGUAGCUGGCAUGCACUGAGGGGAUUUUCUACUGUCGCAACUUCGCUCCAACCUCUCACCCAUAGGACAGUAUGUGUACACAGGCUGGGGUCCUACCUUUACAAUAAAAGUACAUUAAUGAUGAUUUUUUUUUUUGGGGGGGGGGGGAUUGGUUCCCACAUGGGCCACACGUAUUGAAGAAAUGUGAAUAUUAUUGAAGUCUCUAUGGAAGAAUGUCUGAUUAAUGACUAUAUUACAUGACCAUAUUAAGACAUCCGAGGAGCGGGGAGGAUGGGGGGGCUGAGAUGGGAUGGGGGAGUCAGUGGGGUUAGGGAGGGGAGUUGGUAUGUAUUUGGGGUGACCCUGCCUUUCCCCGGCCUGUUCUGGGGGGUCACGGUGGGCCUGAAGGAGAGGGUCCUCUGUCGCAGGAGAUUAAGGUACACAACACUGACUAGCGCUAACCAGCCCACGACCCCAGUACCAUGACGAUGGCUUCAUGCUCCACAGCAAGUAGAGAGGGCAUUUACAGCGUCAUUUAUACAAUAGUUGAAUCUCUCUCUCACUCUCUCUCUCUCUCUUUCUCUUUCUCUCUCUCUACCUCUCUUUCUCUACCGCUCUACCUCUCUCUCUCUACUACCUCUCUCUUUCUCUUUCUCUCGCUCUAUUUCUGUGUUUUGAUGGCUCCUCAUUGGCUCAGAGUGGUGUGUUAAUUAUGCUCACUCACACACACAGAGGGGGUUUGUUACUAGGAGCUGUAUUAGCCGGGUGCGGAAAUUGAGUUAAGUGCUGAAAUUCUGUAUCCUCGGUCUUGAUUGAAACACACAAUUGAAUAGCGCUCGUUAAAGAGGCAGAUUCUUUAUUCAGUCUCCUGAUUUGAUAAAAACAAAUAAAUGGAGUUAAGGGGCUGAAUGAUUAGCGAUAGCCUUUGAAGUAUCAGUGCUAUUGAGACAAAGGGAGUUUGUUGUAGUGUGUGGUUGAGAGAUGAGAAUUAGGAGAGUUUGGGAUAUUUGUGGCAGUGCUAUUUCUGUUGGUUACUUCAAAGCAAUGAAUGUUUGGCCACACUUACUGCUGUAUGUUGUGAGUUUGUGUUGGUGUGUGUAUUGCUGUUUGAGAGUAUGUGUUUGUAUGUCGCCUAAAUUGGUCAUGGGUGUGUGAAAGCUGUCACUUCUAUCCGCUGAGGUGAUUUGCCAUUUCCAGUGUGUGAUUUUUCUUGAUCAGUCAUCUCCCUCUGUGGUUUGUUUGUGUGUGUGUGUGUAUGUGGUGACUUUGUGGUUUAACACAGAAUGCUUUGGAAGUGCUCUGAAAGGAACUAGCCCCAGCCAACAUGCAACCUGAGUGAGAGCUAAAAGAGUUAGCAUGACAAAAUGGACUCCUAAAUCCGUAAGGACAUUUGAGUGAAUGUGGCCUGAAGGAAAAGGGUCACACUCGAUCUCUAUCGAGAGAGAGAGCGAGCGAUAGAGAGCGCGAGAGAGAGAGAGUGAGAGCGCGCGCGAGUCAGAUCGAGAGCUAUAUAUAGCGAGAGUAUAGCGCGUAGAUAGACUAUAGCGUCGUAUGCUCUAGAAAAUACCGCACCUCCCUUCUCCCUCUCUUCGUUUCUACUUCUUCAUCUUUUUUCUUUCGGGUAGGUCGAGCAGUAGCCAAACCACUCUCUCAUAGCUGGGGCAUGAUGGAAAAUCUAGAGAGCUCGAUAGCGCUAUCUCAGAGCUCUAGAGAGCUCUCUAUCUCUUCUAUACUCUAGCACGCGAGAUCUCUCUCUAUCUCUCUCUCUAUAAAUCUCACUCUCACUAUCUCUCACUCUCUCUCUGCCUAGCUAAGUCUUAUCGGCGCUCUGUAAGGCGCUGGUGGUAGAAGAAAAUCCAUUUGUGAGGGGCAUGUAUGAGCAAAGUCUAUCCUCCCUGACGUUCCUUUAGCACAGGGAUUACAGCUAGCAGCUAGCUUCUCCUGCCUAACAGCCCAGUGCAGAGCAACUAGGCAGCCAGGUAGCCAGGCAGGCCAGUCAACAAUCCCAUUCUGUUCUUAACCAGUUCAUUACUGCUAGCCUCCAGCCCCUGUUCUACCACAGAGGAAGCCAACUAGGGUGUAGGUUGUAUGUUUUUAGCUGAGUAGGAAUUAAGAUUCACCUAGAGACUGAUCUUAGGUCAGUUUUGUGUGUUUUUGUUUUAAUAGUUAAGAUUAGGAGUUGGGGAGGAUGAGCUGAUCCUAGAGCUGUGCCUAUGGCCCACAUCUUUUAGCAGCCUAUGUUUUCACGUUUUUAUAGGGGUUGACUGGGUUUGUUUGGGUGUGUGUGUUUGUGGUGCUAAGGGGUUUUAUAGGAGUGGCUGAGGACAGAGGAGAGAGAGAGGGCACCUUGGAGGUAUUGUAUAGACAGAAGACCUACAUAUGCCUGCUGUUGCUGUUCAUCCUGAGACCUCAAGCCUGAACUCUGUCCAGCUAUCCACAAACAAGCACAUGCACACACCCACGCAAGCACACUCACACACACACACACACACACACACACACACACACACACACACACACACACACACACACACACACACACACACACACACACACACACACACACACACACACACACACACAUACGCUCAAACACACACAUUGUCAUUAUCAGCAAUAUUAUAAUCAUCUCUUAAUGAGGAAAAGACAGGAUAAGACAAAUAGAGCUAUUUAACACAUAUAACACCAUUGUGUUUGUGUGUGCCCCAGUGCUUUUUGAAAUGAACACACACACACACACAAGAACGCACAAGCUUUUAAGAAGCUUUGCACAUAAUGUGCUUGUCGUCACACCACAAAAAAAUUCAUAGGCUGGCUUGGGAGAGGGAGAGAGGGAGAGAGGGAAGAGAAAGGAAAAACACAGUCCUUGUGAACAUGCUCUUUGUGUCUGUCCAUUUCCAUCCCAGUCUUAUUGGGGGGAAGGAUUCGGAUAAAAAUGAUUGAAGUUGAGGAAUUUAAAAAAAACAACAGAACGAGAGAAAGCGGUGGUCAGCACAGAGCUGUAUUUUUUUUCAACGCUGGUUUCGCAGCGAUAGCACAGAAGCACCUGCUUUUAAAUGUCCUUCCGGUUGAUGAAAAGGCUUUGGUGCGAGGAGGUGUGGGUGGGAGAGGUGGGGACACGGGGUGAGGGGCAAGGUGGGGGGGAGGGGGAGUUUGGUGAGGGAGGGGGGUAGAAGGAAGGGAGCAGGCUGUGAGGCGCCUGUCUUCUUGCGGAGGGGAGGGGUGUAGUGAGAGAGAGAGAGAGAGUGAGAGAGGGGGCAUUGGACAGAGGGAGGGAGUUUAGAGAGAGAUGAGCAGGAGGGGGGGACAUUGAAUGCAGGCCACUGCACGCUGGCGGGAGGCCAACGCGCUAAGCCCUGGCUGCUCGUUAGCCUCUGUGUUACUGACCUGAUAGACCACAAGCCCCCUCUCCCAACCCCCCACGCCAGAUGCAGCGCUGCCUGCUGCCUCUAGGGGCAGCAGAGGGACUGUUAGAGAAUAGGCCCAGGAAGGGAGGGACUAGGAGAGAAUAGGCCCAGGCAGGGAGGUCCAGUGAAAUCAGUAUGGAGGUCUAUGCCAUGGCUAUAUCCACAGAACAGCACUCACUGCUUAUAGUGUAGCUAGUCACAGUCUAUUGAUUCUGCCCAUGGGCGUGCAGGCUACAUCUGUGUACAGCGUUUUAAUGUUAUUUUCUAAUCUGCUAUUCUGUCUUUAAAAGUCCUCCCAGCAUCUGUUUAGGGGCCCAUUUUGUUCCUCUAUCACAUGUGGGACGUCUUUCGCCUCCCCUCAUAUCCGCUCUCCGACAUCUGUUCAGCGCUCCCCAAAACACAGUGUUUAGUGCACCACUUUGGCUGCUCUCGCCUCUUGCCGCAGUUUAAACAGCUUCUCAAACCCUUUAAGCUCUUUUAUAUUUAAGGGUUACUGAAAUAUUUAGCACCUCCAUCCAUUCUCUCAGUUGUUUUCACUGCCUUUUCAUCUCGCCCUCAACGGAAAUAAAAAAACAAGCCCAUUUUACUUUCCUGCGAUUGUUUAUUUCCCUCUCUUUUAUUCAUCAUUUAUUUCCUCCUGUCUUUUUUAUUUUCUAUACCCUUCAGCAGGUUUGGGUUAGAGGGGAGUGUUUGAGAGUUGUAUGUGCAGUAGCUGGUUCUUCUAAUCCCACUGUAGCACUCUCCAGAGUGUCGUACUUGUUAAUGUCCCAUAAGCCACUGUAGAGUUUCCUGUGUCUCAGCCAAGAUUCAAGAUGGUCACCUAUUGUUCCUGUUCUAUUGUCUCCGUCUCUCUCUGUCUCUGUAACUGGCGGUUCUACUGGGCCAGUCAGCUCAGUUAGAGAUAUUACACACACAAUUACUCAAGCUAAUUGACUUUGGAGACGUAGGCUACGUGGAAUAUUCUGGCAGCAGUUUAGAGUGACUGGGGUGACGAGGGGAUGGAUUGUGACUUUAUUAAGAAGAAAUCACUUGCUUGUUAGGGGAUUUCAGCGUUUCCCUGACAUCUUUAAAAUGUGUCUGGUUAGCCCAAGACAGACUUAAUUAUUAUUUUGAUGUUUGCGAUGAUGUUAGCACAGUGGCUAAUGCUAACCGUCUCUCUCUCUCUCUCUCUCUCUCUCUCUCUCUCUCUCUCUCUCUCUCUCUCUCUCUCUCUCUCUCUCUCUCUCUCUCUCUCUCAGCAACAUCUAAUGGCACCAUGGAGGGCCUGGAGAACCAGGAAGGAGGGGUGUGCAAGAUGAAGUCCAUGAAGAUAAUCAUGAAAGUGGGACAAAGUGAGUAUUACUCCUUCUUCCAAACGACAUUUGUAAGUGUAUGUGAGUGCUGGUGGCGUAUAGUUAUAAAAAGAUAGCCAUACAGCCUGAUAGAAUGUGUGAAAAUUGUAUGAAACUGUAUUUGCAUAACACAUAGUAAGGUUAUCUGAGGCAUUGUGAGGUAUUUCAUUAUUCAGCCCAAUAGCCUCCAUGACACUUAGGACAGAUAAAGAGAGAGAGGGAGAGGUGGGGGUCUCCAGAUUUAAUGGACAUGAAUUGUAAUUGGUCAGGAGAUGAAUACCCCCACCACACACACACACACACACACACACACACACACACACACACACAUCCUAUUUUCCUAAACCUAAUUCUAACCCUAUCAAUAAUUCUACAUGAACCCUAAACCCCCUAGAAAUCGCAUUUGACCUUGUGGGGACUAGCAACAUGUUCCCAGUUGGUCAACUUUUUGUUUGUUUAUUAUUCACACGAACGAACGCACGCACGCACGCACGCACGCACGCACGCACGCACGCACGCACACACACACACACACACACACACACACACACACACACACACACACACACACACACACACACAAACACACACACACACACCACAUCUGUCCUCUGUGGCGACACCCGCCACCCGGCACCUGCCGGUAAUUAAUGACCAUGAUUAUUCAUAAAUCAGUUGCCUCGCCACCCAACGGGGUAAUUUCCUGAGGUUGCUGUCUACAACAGCAGCAGCAGCUCACUGAGAACUGCUGAAGGUCAGGGAAUUAAUCAGGAGUGCUGCGCUUUCAUUAAGAGCAGCGCCACACACACACACACACACACAAACACACACACACGUGCAAGCGUGCUACACACACACUACACGCGACAUAUGCACAGCACACACACAGUGAAAGUGAAUCAUCCAUGUCCAUUGUGCCUGAUAGUUGUGUUCCUUUUUCUAUGUGUUCCAGAUCCCUCUGACCCUAUCUCACCCAAAGACUACCCCACCAGAUACCCUCCCAAGCACCCCGACAAGGAGUCAUACAAACCAAACGAAGUGCUGGAGAAGAAAGGUAAGCGUACUAAGAAAGACUUAUGAAAUCAUCAGGCAUUCAGGUCUACCUUUCAAAGACAGUUUCGGUAAAACCAGGUUGAGUGUCUGUGAGUGUGUGUGUGUGUGUUUGUUUGUGUAUGUGUGUGUGUGUGUGGGUAAGCGUAGGAAGUAAAGGUCAGCAAUUCUUCUCCUGGUAAUUGAAAGUUGCCCAUAAAACUGAUAGGCAUCUCUGCUGGGCUCUCAAAGCCUACUGUAUCCCAGUUCCAUUCCCGCCCCACUUCCUGUCCGCAAAGUGACAUUUUCAGGAAAACGAUCCAAUCGCCAUCCAACAUAUUACCGUCCUUCUCGGAGCACAGACACACACUUGUUCUCCUCAAACACACACACACGCACACACACACCGACCGUUCUUAUCUCUCCUAUUAUAUUGCAGUUAAAAUCUCCAAAGAAAACCAGACCCGCAAUUUCCGCAAUGAACUUUAUUUUGAAGAAAAAAAUCAGUAGAGCAGUGAAAACAAGCUGACCUACAUAAACGCUGCUGCGGUGGAGGCAUCGAGUCGCUCGCUGUCCUGUUACCGAGGGUGCAGCUCCUCUAGCCCCACCUUUCUGUUUUCACACUCAAAUCCCUCUGACAACCGGCGCACAAAUCUGCCAGCGCUGGCACCCCAAUCUGCAGACCUCAGCAUCUUCUCCCCUCCUCUCCCUUUUCACCUCAUCCCUCCUCCUCGGCUCGGAGCAGGAGCAUAUGGGCGUCAGUGGUAUGAGCAGAGUGUCUGAGGCAGCAUAAUCCCCUUGUAAAACAACGGAAGGGUACCUGCGUUGGGCCCACUGCCAUCCACCAUAGCUCCAGCACUAGCCCUCAGGGGAGUGGAGCCAGACAGGGAGACACAGUAAUCCUGCUUCCCAGGGAGGAGGCCCCUAUCCUAGGGGGGAAGGGAACAGACCUGCCCUUGAGUGCUGGAUGUAUACCAGAGUCGUUGUUAUUAAUAGAGAUGACACAGCUUGCUUGGGUUUUACAGUUAAUGUUGCUUCAUUGUAUAAUACUAUCAAAUUCCUUGUGGACUUGUGGAAAAGGAAUGUCUCUAUAUUCAUUUUGAGAUGUUUUUCAUUGACAUGCUACUGCAUUGAAAAACCACUUCAGCCAUUUUGUGCUAUGUGGGACUGUGCUGUGCUGUAGCUCCAAGGCCAUAGUGACCACCAGCUGCAUUUGAAUAGACCAGAGAUCGAAUGUGACCUUAAGGGGAGAGUUGUGUGAAAGGAGCCCUUACUCUCUGGUCAUUGUGCUCACUCCGCCUGCCUUUCACCUUCACUCUGACAUAAUGAAGAGAUUGUGCAGGGUGAGGAAGAAAGGGAGGGAGAGAGAGGGAGAAAAUGGAAGGAUAAAACUGAAAGGAGACCCCUAAUCCUUCUAUGAUCCCUCCCUCCCUCUCUUUCUCCAUUCUCCCUCCCUCCAUCCACUCUCACUCUGUAUGACUUGACACUCGUUUUAUAAAGAUUUUCACUCACUCACUCGGUUUCUCUUUUCUCCUUCUUCUCCUCUCAGGUCCGUCGUACAGGGAGGGCGAAGGUGACCAGGGGACGGGCGGGAAAUCAUCCAGCGUCAUCGGCUCUGAAGUGGCCCUGUUCGCCGGCAUUGCCUCGGGCAGCGUUAUCUUCAUCAUCAUCAUCAUCAUGCUGGUUGUGCUGCUGCUCAAGUACCGGCGGCGGCACCGCAAGCACUCUCCACAGCACGCCACCACGCUGUCACUCAGCACACUGGCCACGCCCAAACGGGGCGGCAGCGGCAACAACAAUGGCUCGGAGCCUAGUGACAUCAUCAUCCCGCUCAGGACUGCAGACAGCGUCUUCUGCCCACACUACGAGAAAGUCAGCGGGGACUACGGUCACCCAGUGUACAUCGUUCAGGAGAUGCCCCCCCAGAGCCCUGCCAACAUCUACUACAAGGUCUGA